CCCAUGGCAAGUCUGAGUUUCCAGAGGGGAAUUCUGUCUCUCUGCUCCAGGCCAAGCACACCCAGGAAGGCAGUCAGAGCUGGGGGGUGAAUGGGGAAACUGGAGCCCUGGUGGACAUGAAGGAGCUUGGGAUCUGGGAGCCCUUGGCUGUCAAACUACAGACCUACAAAACAGCCGUGGAGACUGCAGUUCUCCUCCUGCGCAUCGACGACAUCGUGUCGGGGCACAAGAAGAAAGGUGACAACCAGAGCAAACAGGCUGCAGCAGCACCCGAGGCUGCCCAGGAGUGA
Messenger RNA from Acanthisitta chloris (rifleman), 290 nucleotides. RefSeq names its product T-complex protein 1 subunit gamma-like. Gene Ontology annotation, biological process: protein folding. Lineage: Eukaryota; Metazoa; Chordata; Aves; Passeriformes; Acanthisittidae. Gene Ontology annotation, molecular function: ATP-dependent protein folding chaperone; ATP binding. Gene Ontology annotation, cellular component: chaperonin-containing T-complex. The record is from RefSeq and is a predicted model, not a curated record. The annotation marks the transcript as partial. The transcript has 2 exons.